Bursaphelenchus xylophilus (pine wood nematode) is the source of this 3128-nucleotide messenger RNA. The record is from the annotation of a GenBank genome assembly. NCBI's taxonomy places the organism in Eukaryota, Metazoa, Nematoda, Chromadorea, Rhabditida, Aphelenchoididae.
AUGAUUGGAAUAUUAGUCCGGAGAACUGGAAACCUAAGCCGGUAAGAAUGAUAUUCUGCUUAUGAUUUGUCGUUUUAGUUUCCACAGAGUCAAUCCGAAAUUCCAUUGGAAUAACAGACAUGUCUGUGUUAUCGAACCGCAUCGGUUUUAUGCCGCCAACGAUCGAAGCAAGGUCGAAGAAACUUUAAAGAUGCUGAAGGAAGACCUUGAACGACAGCAAAAAGAAGAAACUGAACGGAAGAAAGAAGUAAGACCUUUAAUUUGAUAUUCUGUAGCUUUAGAGUAAAAAAAUGAUUUAAAAAAGCAAAAGAAAAUCAAACAACGAUAUAUUACACCUGAUGAAGGUUAUCAAAAAUUUAUGUUUUAUUUUAGAACAAAGCUUUGGCUCAAAAACUCCCGUUAAAGACCCGAGUUAUUCAUGAAAUCAAACAUUAUUAUCAUGGAUUCAGACUUUUGGUAUUGGAGACCAGGUUAUCAGCCAAGUAUUUAUAUCGCUUGGCCCGUGGUGAUACCCUGACAAGGAGAGAGCGGCAACAGAUGGUUCGGACAGUCUCCGAUCUGUUCAGACUCAUCCCAUUCUCUUUCUUUGUUAUUGUGCCAUUUAUGGAACUUGCUCUUCCAUUCUUCAUUAAGUUGUUCCCCAGUAUGUUGCCAUCGACUUUCCAAGAGCAGUCCAAGGAGGUGAGUAUUACGUUUUUCUCUUUUGUUUUUAGGUGCUGUAUGAUGUGUGGUGCUGAUUUUUUUGUUUUAGAAGGAAAAGAUUAGAAAACAAUUGAAGAUCCGUCUAGAAAUGGCCAAAUUCCUUCAAGAUACAUUGGAAGAGAUCGCUCUUGAGCGUCGCAAGAAGGAAGAAGGCUCGGCCGAAAAGUCCAAAGCUUAUGAAUUUUCUCAAUUCUUGAGGAAGGUGAGACAAGAAGGAGCUCUAGUCACAAAUGAGGAGUUAUUCAAGUACGCCAAGUUGUUUGAAGACGAGCUUACUCUGGAUAACUUAUCUAUGGGGCAGUUGCGAGCUUUAUGCCGAAUGCUUGGAGUCCAGCCUCUUGGAACCCCUGAGAUCUUGAGAUUCCAGUUGAAUCUGAAGUUGAGAGAACUCAAAGCUGAUGAUAGGGUAAGUUAUAGUUUGGUUUUUGAAUUUAAAUUUAGAUUGAAGAUGAUUUACGGUCUAAAAUUUCAGUUAAUCAUGGCUGAAGGAGGUGUGGAUGCCCUUUCAAUUCCGGAUCUUCAACAGGCUUGUCGUCAACGAGGAAUGAGAGCUAUUGGUGUGUCGGAAGAUAGGCUGAGGUCUCAGGUAAGAACUUCUAAUUGAUACGUUUUUAUUGUUUUAGCUCCGACAAUGGCUUGAACUCUCCCAGAACGACAAAAUGCCCCCGUCGAUGCUGCUUCUGAGCAGAGCCCUCUUUUUGCCCGAGGACAUUUCAUUCUCAGAACGUCUGAAGAAGAUCGUGCAACAAUUGCCAAUGGAAUUGGGAGAACAAACUAAGCAGAAAUUGACCGAGUUGGAAGGAGGGAAAGUUGAUCCAAAAGAACGUAUGGCUUUGAUCAGGUCGAUUGAAGAUGGACUCAAGAAGGAAAGACAAGAAGCCAAGGCUGAUGCUGAGCAAAAGAAGAAGGCCGAAGAAGAUAAGAAGAGAGCAGAUGUGGAGAAAAUGGAAGCUGAGAAAGCGAAGAUUGAAGAAGAAGAUAGAAAACUUAGAGAGACCUUGGAAGUGGAGAAACCAGCUGUGGACACGGCGAAGGACAUCAAUGAAGUCCUCCAGACGGCUCAUGAUUCUGUGAAGGAUCUCCAUGUUAGUGGCACAUUUGAUAAUUUUUAUGCAAUAUUUUUGAAGACUAAUAUUAUUGUUUUAGGCUGAGGUUGCCAAGUUCCAUAACGUUGUUCAUGAAGAAGCCGAAGCUGAGAAGAAAGCCAAGCCCGCGAAGAUCAAGUCAAAGGAAUUGGAGGCUGUCGAAGAUGUUCUUCACGGCUCCCACAUCAAUGAAGCUCGUCACGACAUCAGCGAACUCAAGGAGAAGGUCAUUGAACACACAGAAGAUCUGAUUGAAGUCAAUACUUUGGCCGAUGAUUACACUGAGACCAAGGUCGCCAAACGCCUAAGGGCAAGAGUGAAUUCUAUGAUUGCUGGAGUUGAUACUCUUGUGGCCAAAUUGGAAUCAGAAAGAAGACUGAUUAAUAAUAAGGAUGGUACUGGAAAGGCCGAGGAUAUUAUCGAGGCACAUGAAACUGAUAAGAAACAGUCAGUGAAAUUCUUAAAUUUAGAGUUUUGUGAAAUGCGAGAUUACUUUUUUGUUAUUUUAGAGCUCGGUUGGUGAAUAUUGCCGAUUUGUUAAACUCGUUGUCGAGCCUGAAGGAAGCCAGUGAUCUAGCUAAAUCUACAAGGAUAGCCGAAGUCCUGAAGGCAAUGGAUGAGGACACUGAUGGAAAGAUUGAUGCCAAAUUGGCCCUCAAAGUCAUCGAACUCUUGGGAAAACAUGGGGAUGUCGAGAUUAGCUCUUCUCAAAUGCAACAUAUUAUUGAGCUGAUGAAGAAAGAAAGCGCUGUGGAAGGCCUACAAAAGGAUGAGCAACUUCAGAAGUAAGGUUUUGAAUGAAUAAUUAGGGGAACUCGAGAUUAGAUUAUGUUAGAUGUCUAGUGAAAUAAAAAAUAAUUGUAGGAAUGGAGUAAAAAUCCUUGAAAGAGUUGUCCCUCAACUCUUGGACUUUGGUCACCACGAAUUUCCCAUCCGAGCAGCGAAUGGAUCGGACAAAACCCCUCAUCCAACAUCAUCAGAGGAGAUUGUAAGGUCGGAUAAGGAAGAUUACCCACCACGGAAACCGGACCACAGUCCUCAUCCAACUCAGUCUGAGGAGAAUGUGAGGUCGGAAACGGAAGAUUACCCUCCCAGACAACCUGACCAUUCCCCUCAUCCCACCCAGUCAGAAGAGAAUGUUCGAUCUGAAAAGGAGGAUCAUCCGCCAAGGAAACCGGACAAAACUCCCCAUCCAACAGACUCGGAAGAGGUCGUAAGAUCAGAGCAAGAAGUCGAUGGAAAGAUCCCUCCUCCACCGCCAGCGAGGUUAAGGUCUAAUCAAGCCAAGGUGGAAGGUAAGGUCAACAGAAUCCAACAUUCUCCACAGCCCACCGACUCUGA